AUGAGCUCCCUCAAAUUCGUGGUGUCCUCUUUGGACAUCAUCGCUGCCCAUGCCGGCCGCAACAAGCAGCUGGCAGAGCUGGCCGAGAAGGCCCUCACAGCUAUCAAAGAGAACGACCAACAGCUCCCCGACGCCGAAGUCGUCUUUGCGCCCCUCCAACUAGCCGCGAAAUCCGGCACUAUCCCGCUCGCUACGACCGCCCUCGACUGCAUCGGGAAACUGAUUUCAUACUCGUACUUCUCCUCGCCCUCAUCAUCCGCAGACCAGGAUGGCGCCGAGAGAGCGCCCCUCAUCGAGCGGGCCAUCGACACCAUCUGUGACUGCUUCCAGGGCGAGGCGACACUGGUUGAAGUCCAGCUUCAGAUCGUCAAAUCACUGCUCGCGGCGGUGCUCAACGACAAGAUAAUCGUGCACGGUGCCGGGCUGCUCAAAGCUGUACGCCAGGUUUACAACAUAUUUUUGUUGUCGCGGAGCACGGCGAACCAGCAGGUCGCUCAGGGGACACUCACUCAGAUGGUGGGCACCGUAUUCGAGAGGGUCAAGACUAGAUUACACAUGAAAGAAGCACGCGCAAAUCUCGACAAGCUCAAGAUCAGCCGGAGCAGCCUGGCUGUCGACCGCUUGGACGACCAGGAUGACGAGGACUCGCAGGCCGACAAAGCGGACAGCGAAGGAGUCUCUGAGGUCGUCUCCGACACUGCUCCCUCCAACGCAGGCGACGAAACCGCAGGGAAGCUGACACUGAAGGAUCUGGAGCACCGGAAGAGCUUCGACGACUCCCACAUGGGUGAUGGCCCCACAAUGGUCAGCCAGGUGAAGCCCGUAAAGAAGGCGGCGCGGUCUGUGUCCGAGCAGAGCAUUCCCGAAAGCUCCCAGGAGGAGACACCAGAAUCUCUCGAUACUGAAGACGAGGCCUACGUACGGGAUGCGUACCUUGUCUUCCGUUCCUUUUGCAAUCUGUCGACGAAGGUCUUGCCACCAGAUCAGCUGUACGACGUUCGUGGCCAACCCAUGCGGUCCAAACUCAUCUCGCUCCAUCUUAUCCAUACGCUGCUCAACAACAACAUCACUGUAUUCACCUCGCCAUUGUGUACCAUUAGGAACACCAAGAACAACGAGCCCACGAACUUCCUUCAGGCCAUCAAGUACUAUCUUUGCCUGAGCAUCACCCGCAACGGAGCGAGCUCAGUGGAUCGGGUCUUCGAUGUUUGCUGUGACAUAUUCUGGCUGAUGCUAAAGUACAUGAGGUCGUCGUUCAAGAACGAGAUCGAGGUCUUUCUGAACGAGAUCUACCUUGCUCUCCUUGCCCGAAGAAACGCCCCGUUGUCGCAGAAACUCACCUUUGUGGGGAUACUCAAGAGGUUGUGCGAGGAUCCACGAGCGUUGGUGGAGAUGUACCUCAACUACGAUUGUGACCGCAACGUGGACAACAUUUUCCAGAGGAUAGUGGAAGAUCUCUCGAGGUUUGCGACCGCUUCGGUACCGAUCAACGCUAUCCAGGAGCAGCAGUAUGAAGACCACCACUCGAAAUCGGGACCGGGCGGCGAGUGGCAGAUCAAGAAUGUACUGCCGCCAGCGCUGUCCGUCGCCUUGAUCGCCACGCACCACGAAACAGACGGCGAGAUACCUAAGGAAUAUUUUAUGAAGCGUGCGGCUCUCGACUCUCUCGUGGAGACCCUGAGGUCCUUGGUCCACUGGUCGCAGCCCGGGAGACCCGAGGCCAACGGGACGGUUGUUGACGUGCAGAGGCGCGCUUCGAGCGACGACCUUCGGGACUCGAUUGAUCCGUCGGCUAGUGACACAGCAUCUCGCAUGGAAACACCAAUCGCGCCGUCAACUCCGGUCAUCGACGAUGAUCCGGACCAGUUGGAGAAGGAGAAAGCGAGAAAGACGGCCAUGACGAACGCCAUCAAGGUCUUCAACUUCAAACCAAAACAUGGCAUCAAACUCCUUCUCAAGGAAGGCUUCAUUAGUAGCGACAGCCCCGAAGAUAUUGCCCGGUUCCUCCUGCGCGAUGAUCGGUUGGACAAGGCGCAGAUCGGCGAGUAUCUGGGUGAAGGAGAUCAAAAAAAUGUCGAUAUCAUGCACGCUUUCGUCGACUUGAUGGACUUUGGCAAAAAGCGCUUCGUCGACGCUCUUCGCGAAUUUCUCCAGGCCUUCCGCCUACCCGGCGAGGCUCAAAAGAUCGAUCGUUUCAUGCUCAAGUUUGCCCAUCGUUACGUGACAGGCAACCCGAAUGCGUUUGCCAACGCCGACACUCCGUAUGUGUUGGCAUACUCCGUUAUCCUGCUCAACACGGAUCUCCACAGCAGCAAGGUGGUAAAGCGCAUGUCCAAAGACGACUUCAUCAAGAACAACCGUGGCAUCAACGACAAUGCCGAUCUUCCGGAUGAGUACCUCAUCGGCAUCUACGAGGAUAUUCAGAGAAAUGAGAUCGUCUUGAAAAGCGAGCGGGAGGCCGCCGCGGCCUCUGGAUUGCUGCAGGCGCAGGCAACCGGGCUUGCCGCUGGGCUCGGCCAGGCCUUCUCGAACGUCGGCCGCGAUCUCCAACGUGAGGCAUACGUCCAACAGUCGGAGGAAAUCUCGUUGCGAUCAGAACAGCUGUUCCGUGAUUUGUACCGCAGCCAGCGCAAAAGCGCGGAGAAAGUUGGUGUCAAGUUCAUCUCGGCCACCUCGUUCAAGCACGUUGGUCCGAUGUUUGACGCGACUUGGAUGUCCUUCUUUUCAGCCCUUUCUAGCCUGAUCCAAAAGACUCACAACCUCGACGUGAACAAGCUCUGCUUGGAGGGUAUGAAGCUAGCUACGAAGAUCGCUUGCCUGUUUGAGCUUGCUACCCCCCGGGAGGCUUUCAUUUCCGUCUUCAAGAACACGGCCAACCUCAACAAUCCGCGCGAAAUGCAGGCCAAGAAUGUUGAAGCUUUGAAGGUGCUGCUUGAGCUUGCUCAAACGGAAGGCAACGAUUUGAAGGAGUCGUGGAAGGAUGUGCUCAUGUGCAUCAGCCAGCUCGAUCGACUGCAGCUGAUAUCGGGAGGCGUGGACGAGAGCGCGGUGCCCGACGUCUCCAGGGCCCGUUUCGUGCCACCGCCGCAGCGGAUAGAGACCAAUGACCCUAGAAAGUCAACGUCCUCGGCGAGGAGAAACCGGCCACGCGCCCACACAGGGCCACAGGGCGUCUCCCUUGAGAUUGCGCUCGAGAGCAGGUCCGACGACGUGAUUAAGAGUGUUGACAGGAUAUUUACAAACACCGCCAACCUGUCAAGGGACGCCAUCAUCCACUUUGCUCGCGCCCUGACAGAAGUGAGCUGGGACGAGAUCAGGGUCUCCGGUUCGAACGACUCGCCCCGCACGUACAGUCUCCAGAAAAUUGUCGAGAUCAGCUACUACAACAUGACGCGUGUCAGGUUCGAAUGGAGCCAUAUUUGGGACGUCCUGGGAGAGCAUUUCAACAGGGUCGGUUGUCAUGCCAACACCGCCAUCGUGUUCUUUGCGCUUGACUCCCUCCGCCAGCUGUCGAUGCGUUUCAUGGAGAUCGAAGAGCUAGCUGGGUUCAAGUUCCAGAAGGACUUUCUCAAGCCUUUUGAACACGUCAUGUCGAACUCGAGCAACGUCACGGUUAAGGACAUGAUCCUCCGCUGCCUCAUCCAGAUGAUCCAGGCCCGGGGCGAGAACAUCCGGUCCGGCUGGAGGACCAUGUUCGGCGUCUUUACGGUCUCGGCAAGGGAACAGUACGAGAGCAUUGUCAAUCUUGCGUACGAAAACGUCACACAGGUUUACAAGACCAGGUUCGGCGUUGUCAUCUCGCAGGGUGCGUUCACCGAUCUCAUCGUCUGUCUCACCGAGUUCUCCAAGAACAUGAAGUUCCAGAAGAAGAGCCUCCAGGCCAUGGAGAUGUUGAAGUCGAUCAUCCCGACGAUGCUGAAGACGCCCGAAUGUCCGCUCUCGCAAAAGUCGACCGGGGGUGCCGGUCGCUCUGAGUCACACCCCAAGUCGCCUGCCCAACAGACUCGGACGUCGGUCGAGGAAGGGUUCUGGUUUCCGGUGCUCUUCGCCUUCCACGACGUGUUAAUGACUGGGGAAGAUCUCGAGGUGCGGUCGAACGCCCUCAACUACUUCUUCGAAACGCUGUUGCGGUACGGCGGUGACUUCCCCUCGGAGUUUUGGGAUAUCCUCUGGCGACAGCAACUCUACCCCAUUUUUAUGGUUCUUCGAUCGCGGCCCGAGAUGACCAAUGCGUUAAACCACGAGGAGCUCUCCGUCUGGCUCUCCACAACCAUGAUUCAGGCGCUCCGCAACAUGAUCACUCUGUUUACUCAUUAUUUCGAGUCUCUCGAGUACAUGCUGGACCGGUUCCUCGAGCUGCUCGCGCUCUGCAUUUGCCAGGAAAACGACACGAUUGCGCGGAUAGGGAGUAACUGCCUACAGCAGCUUAUCCUCCAGAACGUGACCAAGUUUACCCCUGAGCACUGGGCCAAGAUUGUCGGUGCCUUUUGCGAGCUAUUUGAGCGGACGACGGCGUACCAGCUCUUCUCGGCGACGACCAUCAACUCGACUGCGUCACUUUCCCCGCCGCCCAGUGGGCUCGAGCUUGGUGUCGCGCUGAGUCCGACGUCGGAGACCGGGCCGGUCGAUGAGAAGUCGCUCAAGAUCAACGGCGCCGAAACAAACGGGCACUCACCCCCACUUGAGUCAACCGACGUCGACCCGGAUAGCAUCACAGGUCCGGCGACAGCCAACCCGGCCGCCAUGUCCGCGACGCCCCAACCCCAGACGCCGUCCCAGCAGCUCGAGGAGUUCAAGCCAGCCACGUCGCUGCAGCAACAACCCGUCGUGGUCACAGCCGCCCGCCGGCGCUUCUUCAACCGCAUCAUCUCGCGCUGCGUGCUGCAGCUGCUCAUGAUCGAGACGGUCAACGAGCUCUUCAGCAACGACGCCGUGUACGCGCAGAUCCCGUCGCCCGAGCUGCUCCGGCUGAUGGCGCUCCUCAAGAAGUCCUUCCUCUUCGCCAAGCGCUUCAACGCCGACAAGGACCUGCGCAUGCGGCUCUGGCGCGAAGGGUUCAUGAAGCAGCCGCCCAACCUGCUCAAGCAGGAGUCCGGCAGCGCGGCGACCUACGUGUCCAUCCUGUUCCGCAUGUUUGGCGACACGGCCCCCGAGCGCCAGGGCAGCAAGGCCGACGUCGAGAGCGCGCUGGUCCCGCUCUGCCAGGACAUCAUCCGCGGCUACAUCGGCCUCGACGAGGAGAGCCAGCACCGCAACAUCGUCGCCUGGCGGCCUGUUGUGGUGGACGUGCUCGAGGGCUACGCCGCCUUCCCGCGCCAGGCGUUUGUCGCGCACAUCCAGAGCUUCUACCCGCUCGUGGUGGAGCUGCUCGGCAAGGACCUCGGCCAGGAGCUGCGGGCCGCGUUGCUGCUUGUGCUGAGGAGAGUUGGGGAGGCCGGGUUGGGCAUCGAGGGUAUGGGUGGCGCCACGCCGGCGGGGAAUGGCACGACGCCGGAUGGGCGGCGGAAUAGUGUCUUGUCGGUCCCGUCUGUCCGCCCGUCGCCGAGCAUGGAUAGCCUGAGCGAUGAUCCGUCGAGGCAGUUCAUGGGUCGAGUGUAA
Messenger RNA from Chaetomium fimeti, 5598 nucleotides. RefSeq lists its product as uncharacterized. The transcript has 2 exons. Gene Ontology annotation, molecular function: guanyl-nucleotide exchange factor activity. Lineage: Eukaryota; Fungi; Ascomycota; Sordariomycetes; Sordariales; Chaetomiaceae. The coding region runs from base 1 to 5598 and encodes 1865 amino acids. Gene Ontology annotation, biological process: regulation of ARF protein signal transduction. The record is from RefSeq and is a predicted model, not a curated record.